This is a messenger RNA of Phalaenopsis equestris, 738 nucleotides long. RefSeq names its product thioredoxin-like protein 4B. Gene Ontology annotation, biological process: mRNA splicing, via spliceosome. Gene Ontology annotation, cellular component: U4/U6 x U5 tri-snRNP complex; U5 snRNP; spliceosomal complex. The record is from RefSeq and is a predicted model, not a curated record. NCBI's taxonomy places the organism in Eukaryota, Viridiplantae, Streptophyta, Magnoliopsida, Asparagales, Orchidaceae.
UUUCUCCUCCUUACGCUCAUCUCCUACCCGAAACCAUUGACGAAGGGUUUGGUGUAUGAGAUGAGCUUCCUUCUGAGGACUUUGACGACGAAGAGGGAAGUGGACACGGUGAUCAGGGACACGCUCGAUAAGGUUCUUGUCCUCCGCUUUGGCCGCGCCUCCGAGCCCGUUUGUCUGCAGCUCGACGACAUACUCGCAAAGUCUUCUCAAGAGAUUAGUAAAUUUGCAAUUAUAGCUUUAGUAGCUAUUGAUGCUGAGGAGGUUCAAGUUUAUGCCAAAUAUUUUGAUAUUGUACUAAUUCCUUCGACUGUGUUUUUCUUCAAUGCACAUCACAUGAAGAUGGACUCAGGGACUGCUGAUCACACAAAAUGGGUGGGCUCUUUUCAUUGCAAGCAAGAUUUCAUAGACGUGGUAGAGGCCAUAUUUAGAGGAGCCAUGAAAGGUAAGCUAAUUGUUAACUGUCCUCUCCCUCCAGAGAAAAUAACAAGAUUUCAGCUCAUUUUCAAGGAUCUGUAGUUAUAAUCUCGUGUACUACUUGUACAUCCACAUGUUCAGGCACUAAGUUUCUAUAUAAAUUUGAUAGUUUCAGUUCCAGGUUGCAUUUGAAAAACUCAUUAGAUGUAAUUGACUAUUAUUUAAACUGUAUUGGUGAACUGUGCACUAAAUUGUUAUGGGAUUUAGACUUUAAGACGAUGGGUAGGGGCGUCCAUUAUUUGGUCAAAACCGAAAAACCGAACC